GUGUCGUGCAGCCAUUGAUUUGUGUUUCUUGUUUUCAAAUCUCCAGAAGGCUUUUUCUCUGUUUUUAUGACAGCUACUACUGGUUCGUGACCGUUUUGUGCUGGGAGACGUCUCAGGAAACCAGUCCUCGCCAAUAAAGCGGUCCUGGAAACUGAGGAAAAAGCAAAACAAACCAAGGACCGUAAAUCUUUGUCGUCGCAGAAAUAAAGAUCGUCCCGUUAAGGAAAAAAGACGACGGCAGAAAACGAGGAUUCACGUCGUUUUGGUGUAUUUCAGGUGGAAACCGCCCAUGAAGGACAAACGUGUUUGUACUUCUGUCUUACAGGGAAGCCAUCGGAGGGAGAGCGAGGCUUCAACAAUUUGGAAGCUCGUCCGGGAUCGACUGAGACGUUGAUAACCUCUGAACCGGCCUCAAAAUCGGACCGCACGCAAAGGGACAGCGGACACGGGUCGACCCCUGAUCAAAAGUUUCAUACAACUUGAAUAGAAAAAGACCAGAGGAUUCAGCGUCGAUGCCCUAAAAGCUGAAAAACCUGCACAUCCAUCUGAGUUGCAGAGGAGGAGUGUGAACAUGAGGAUCAAAAGUGUGCCAGGGAUGCGUCCAAGGACCAGUAUUGGACCAGAUGAAGCCAGAGGACUCGGUUUCGUGUCCCCUAUACCUGCCCCGUCGGAGCUGCUGCGGACACAACACAGGAAAGACCUCAUACUACUUCGUCAAGAAGGAGUCCCCUGGAAUGCAGGUUUCCACCAGCAGGACCCAGAGUUCUUCAUCAUAAAGGUGGAGGAGGACGAGCUCUGGACCAGUCAGAGGGGUGGAGAGCAUCUUCAUGACCGUAAGGAUACAAAUGUCCCUAGACCCCCUUUCACACCUGUUCCUGUGAAGAGUCCAAAAGAUGAAGAAAAACCUCAGUGCUCCGUCCUUUCAGCUGAAAUCAAAGCCGAAGACACGGCGGACAAAAGAACUGAGGCCAGCAGCCCAGUUAAACAGAUAAAGAUAGAAACUGAUGAGGAGGACUGCGGAGGACCAGAACCAGAACCAGAACCAGUCGAGGAUCCAGACCCCAAUAGCCCUUCACAACCAGAAACUGUUAAAGAGGCUCCAGAGUCUCCUGAGAGUGAAGUCAACGGUGGAGAAGAAGCUGACAAUAUCGCGAAGGAGGGAACGUCACCUGAGUCAGGCAUAACUGAAGAUGUAGGAGGCAACACUGCUAAGAAGUUCUUCAGCUGCUCCAAGUGUGAUAAAAUGUUUUCUCGCAAGUACACUCUAAAGAAACACAUGCAAAACCACGAUGACGGUAAAGAACUCGUCUGUGGUACGUGUGGAAAAACAUUCACUCGGCAUGGAAGUCUAAUAAUGCAUGUCAGAGCCCACUCCAGGGUGAAGCAAUUUGACUGCAAAGUUUGUGGAAAAACGUUCAUAUACCAGACCAACUUUGACACGCACAUGAAAACCCACAAUGGAGAAAAGAAGUCUUUCGAUUGUGACGCUUGUGAGAAGAGUUUCCCCACGAUGACGGGGCUUAAGGUGCACGUGAAGGUUCACGCGGCAGGCAGACCAGAGGGCCGGCGCUGCAAAGAAAAAAAUACAAAAAAAAAGGGGGAGAACGACAAGGGCUACUGCUGCGAUGUCUGCGGCAAAACAUUUGUGAAAAAGAGGGAUCUGAUUGCACACAUAAGAGUCCACACCGGAGAGAAGCCCUUUACCUGCAGUGAGUGCGGGAAAUGUUUUAGCCAAAAGGCGGCACUCAGGAGACACAUCAAAGCACACAGGGGAGAAAAACUGCACAGCUGCGAUUAUUGUGGGAAAACAUUCAGUCAAAACUCGAAUCUGAGGUUACACCUGAGGGUCCACACUGGUGAAAGUCCUUACGCGUGUCAAGUUUGCCCUAAAAGGUUUCACUCUACGAUUGACUUGAGAAAACACCAGAGGGUCCACACGGGAGAGAAGCCGUUCGUGUGCAAGGAAUGCGGAAGAAGAUUUGCCCAGAGGUCAAAUAUGACGUCACACAUGAGGCUCCACACGGGGGAGAAGCCUUUCAGCUGCAACAUCUGCGGUAGAAAGUUUUCUAAAGGCGUACACGUUCGGAGACACAUGCGAGUCCACACAGGAGAAAAACCGUUAAGCUGCGACAACUGCGGAAAAAGAUUUAGCGAUAAUAGAGGUCUAACAAAGCACAUGCUGAUCCACAACGGAUAGACACUGUUGGCAGGGUUAUGCAGCAGGCGGCUUGGCGUGGUAAACCAGAAUAAAAUAAGUAGACACCGCACAAACGGAGAUAACAGAACUUCAUACAGACAGUCUUUUGUUUCACUCGAUUCACAACUGAAGUCAGCUGUGGAUGCG
Cololabis saira (Pacific saury) is the source of this 2344-nucleotide messenger RNA. Its product is annotated as zinc finger protein OZF-like. Gene Ontology annotation, biological process: regulation of transcription by RNA polymerase II. The transcript has 4 exons. Lineage: Eukaryota; Metazoa; Chordata; Actinopteri; Beloniformes; Belonidae. Gene Ontology annotation, molecular function: RNA polymerase II cis-regulatory region sequence-specific DNA binding; DNA-binding transcription factor activity. The coding region runs from base 572 to 2197 and encodes 541 amino acids. The record is from RefSeq and is a predicted model, not a curated record.